Messenger RNA from Cottoperca gobio, 1005 nucleotides. RefSeq names its product olfactory receptor 10J5-like. NCBI's taxonomy places the organism in Eukaryota, Metazoa, Chordata, Actinopteri, Perciformes, Bovichtidae. Gene Ontology annotation, biological process: detection of chemical stimulus involved in sensory perception of smell; G protein-coupled receptor signaling pathway. The record is from RefSeq and is a predicted model, not a curated record. The coding region runs from base 58 to 1005 and encodes 315 amino acids. Gene Ontology annotation, molecular function: G protein-coupled receptor activity; odorant binding; olfactory receptor activity. The transcript has a single exon. Gene Ontology annotation, cellular component: membrane.
GUCUUCUGAAUACUGUUUAUAACUUUGACAGUUUUGGUUUUGGAGGAUUACUGCAAAAUGAGUAAUACAUCUGAUAUUGUUCUAUUUUCUCUGUCUGGCUUCAGUGCCACUGUCAACUACAAAAUCACAAUUUUCGCUCUCACUAUAUUAUGUUAUUGUCUAAUUGUGGUGGUAAACAUGUCUAUCAUUUUAACAAUAAUCUUGGAUAUAAAUUUACAUGAACCCAUGUAUGUUUUUCUGUGUAAUCUGUGCAUCAAUGGACUUUAUGGGACUGCAGCCUUUUAUCCUAAAUUUGUUUUUGAUCUGCUGUCUGAUAUUCAAGUGAUAUCAUAUGUGGGAUGCUUUAUACAAGUGUUUGUUAUAUACUCUUAUGUAUCAAUUGAUUUCUCUGUUUUAGCUCUUAUGGCCUAUGACAGAUAUGUGGCUAUAUGUCGACCCCUGGAGUAUCACUCUGUAAUGUCUGUGCAAAGGACUGCUGUGUUAAUUAUUUUCUCCUGGCUUGUGCCUUUCAUCUGUGAAAUAAUGAUUGUAACUUUGACAUCUACACUAAAAUUAUGUGGCUCUCAUAUAGAUAAACUCUAUUGUGAGAACUGGUCAAUUGUUAAACUUUCUUGUAGUUCAACGACAGGAAACAACAUUAUUGGAUUGAUUGUUAUUAUUUUCUACUGUGUGCAUGUUCUUUUCAUUUUCUGUUCUUAUGUGAAGUUGGUAAAAUCAGCUUUAAAAUCCAGAGAGAACAGGAGAAAGUUUAUGCAGACAUGUGUGCCACAUUUGUUUUGUUUAUUUAAUGUCACCGCUGCUUUGCUUUUUGACAUUAUGUACUCAAGGUAUGGAUCAGUAUCUGUCUCACAGAGUGUAAGGAACUUCAUGGCCAUACAAUUUCUCAUAAUUCCCCCACUUCUCAACCCUAUUAUCUAUGGACUGAUUCUGGCUAAAAUUCGAUACAGAAUGGCAGCUUUGUGUAUGAUGGCAGGUCAGAGAUUUAAGUUGAGACGUAAGGUUUGA